UUCAGUCUCUCCACAUCUGCAAAUCUUUACGUGCCCUUUCCUGCUUCCUAUCUGCCCUCCCUCCAAUUUUAUCUCUGAAGUUGUUGGUUUCUGAAUUCUGGUCGGUAUUCUAGGAACCUUAUCCAAUUUCUGCUUCCGAGUUAAGAGAUAACUAUCAACAACUAUCAAAAAGCGGUAGUUAUAAUCUGUUCGUUGGUUUACAAAGCUGAACGCAGCUUUUUACAACAUACCAACUUUAGCUUUAGUUUUCUAAUUCAUCACUACUAUGGAGAACAACAAGAAAGCGGGAAGUGGUGCAAGCCAUGGUUCUUCUUCUCCACCAUCAAGGAAUCUGGACCAUCUCUUUGGUCCCAAGGACUCCUCUUCAUCUUCUUCUUCAUCAUCCUCCUCCGGAUUAUUUGGCUCUCUUUUCCCACCAGUCCCAUCAACGGGAGUCGGGAGGGAGAGAAGGCACGACUUCGGAGAUCAAACUGGGAAGUAUGGGAAUCCAAGUUUUUCGGAUAAUAAGGGUGAAAGCAAAACCACCAAAGCUUCCAAUAUGUAUCAAAACGAAGCUGUGGAGCCAUGCAACUUCAGUUCAUCAAUCUACUAUGGCGGCCGAGAGAAUUAUAGUCCAAGAACUGGGACAACUGAAUCCCACCAGCACCAUACUUCUAAGAAAGAUGGUGGCGAGGACGAUGCAAAUGGGAAUGAUGCUAACAGUGUUUCAAGAGGAAACUGGUGGCAGGGUUCACUUUAUUACUAAUUAUUUGCUCUACGCAUUAUGUGAACUCACCACCUAAUAGCAGGGUCAAGCACAAAUAUAUAUGUAUGAUCUCUAUCUUGAAGCUAUAUAUGUAUGGAAAAUCAAAUAAAGAUGGUGGUGUUAUAUAUAGCAAUAGCAUGGCAGAUAGAGCUAGCAGAGCAGCCAUAACUGAUCCAGAAACUUAACUUGUUGGGUUAUUUUUACCCCACUUAGUCAAGUUGGCCAAGUUUAAUUAAAUAUGGAUAUGAGCUUAUUAAUCUCAGCUUUGAUGUACUUUGUUUUGUAAGAACUUUCCACGUACUAGUUAACUACACCUUGUGCUUUUUUGAAUUUCAA
Messenger RNA from Pyrus x bretschneideri (Chinese white pear), 1081 nucleotides. RefSeq lists its product as uncharacterized. NCBI's taxonomy places the organism in Eukaryota, Viridiplantae, Streptophyta, Magnoliopsida, Rosales, Rosaceae. Bases 266 to 745 code for a protein of 159 amino acids. The record is from RefSeq and is a predicted model, not a curated record. The transcript is spliced from 5 exons.